GGAAUGGCAUAGACAUGUUUUGAAUUGCUGUGUGAAAUUCAAAACUAUAGUUCAGCAUUUUCAUAAAGUUAUUGUAGAUUGCACGCAUGGGUAGCCUACUAUAAGGGCGAGGAGUUACCAUUUGGGCAAGUGUAGGCUACUCCAUCAAGGGUGGGUGUGAGGAGAAUAUCAUUUAUUGUUGUACAUAUGUGACUACGUCGUGGCCUCUUCUUCCUUGUUGAGUCUGUCAUUGGAACAAACCUCCCACUCAUUUACGAAUCACGAGAGUUCGAAGUUUAACGAGGUGGACAAGGGAAACGUGCGGUGCAUCGAAGGCCAGUUCUGCUGGUCCAGAUUGUACAGAAAAGUUUUUUAAACGCUUGAGUUGUUGAGAAAGGCGUCUUUAUGAUAUCAUCAUUAUUGUCUCUGUAGCGGGAUACAACAGAUCAUAAACCAGUAAACUCGCUAGCUUGUUAGCAAGCUAACUAAAGGGGUAGUGGGGAAGUCGUGGGGCAGGAAGGAGGUGUUUCCUUGACUCGCGGUAGGCAGUAUUUUUGUGAGUCUGCUAGCUCCCAGCUAACUAGCGUAGCCUUGUAACACACCCCCUGUCGCACAGUGUCGUUUACCUGCAGAUGGCUUGCGGGUAGUGGCGAUUCUUUGUCAGCUUAUUUGAGAAUUGUAUACGUCUUUGGGCAUGCCUUUUUAAUGCGUUUGUCGCACCCUCAGCUGCAGGGUAACGUUAGCUAGCCAGCCAGAUAGGUCGUUGUUGAACGCCUGUCUGCUUGCUAGCCUUGUCUGUCUAGCUUGCUAGGUUACAAUCGACAGCGUGGUGGACAUUAUCUAGCUUAUCGUGUAGCAGAUAGCGUCCUUGCUAACUGGGUUUGUUUGAUCAAAUCUGCCAAUAUUGUGAGCAUCUGGUACAAUAUAUCGUUAGUCGGUAACGAGUUACAUCUUUUAGAGUCUCUGCCAUGACAUUCAAGUGAUUGAAGUCAACGGCACCACAAGAAGUCGGUCGCAGAGAGAAUGCAGGACAAAGACUGGAGAUGAGAAGGUAGCUGAGCAAGUUUGAACAUUUCUCUGCGUCUCGGUACUGUCAGUAACAGCCCCAAAAGAGCACGGUCGAAGAAGUGGACAGUUCAUAUCAGAAUCAAGAAUGAAGAAGUUUUCUCGAAUGCCAAAGUCGGAAAGCGGCGGACUGGGAGGUGGCUCUGGGUCCGGAGGGGGCACGGGAGUCACAAACUACAUCGGGAAGGUGUUUGCUGUCGGCCGAUACCAGGUCACCGUGGAUGAGCUGAUUGCAGAAGGUGGGUUCUCUGUGGUCUUUCUGGCACGCACACACAGUGGCGUCCGCUGUGCCCUGAAGAGGAUGAUGUAUGUUAACAAUGUGCCCGACCUCAACAUCUUCAAGAUCACAAUCAUGAAAGAGCUGUCUGGACACAAGAACAUUGUGAGCUAUCUGGAUUCAGCCAUCAACGGAGUGGGAGACAGUGUAUGGGAAGUCCUCAUCCUCAUGGAGUUCUGCAAAGCGGGUCAGGUGGUCAAGCAGAUGAACGAGCGGCUGCACGUGGGCUUCACGGAGGCUGAGGUGCUGCACAUCUUCUGUGACACUUGCGAGGCCGUCGCCCGGCUGCAUCAGUGCAAGACGCCCGUCAUCCACCGCGACCUCAAGGUUGAGAACAUCCUGCUGAAUGACCAUGGAAACUACGUGCUGUGUGACUUUGGCAGUUCUACACACAAAGUUUUGCUGCCGCAGAAGGACGGGGUGACUGCAGUGGAGGACGAGAUCAAGAGGUACACAACGUUGUCAUAUCGAGCCCCAGAGAUGGUUAACCUGUAUGCUGGGAAAGCCAUCACCACUAAGGCUGAUAUAUGGGCGCUCGGAUGCUUGUUGUACAAGCUGUGUUUCUUCACGCUUCCAUUUGGGGAGAGUCAAGUUGCCAUAUGUGACGGAACCUUCUCUGUUCCCGAUAGUUCCAAAUACUCCUUAAAAUUGCACUGUUUGAUCCGAUAUAUGCUCGAGCCUGACCAGGAGAAGAGGCCAGACAUCUAUCAGGUCUCCUACUUUGCCUUCAAGCUGGCAGGGAAGGACUGUCCCGUGCCAAAUCUCUUUAGCUCCCCCCUCCCCACCUCUCUCCCAGAGCCCCUGACAGCCAGUGAGAUCGCAGCCAAGAAGAACAUGACGAAAGCCAGGAUCACGGACGCUGUGGGGCCCACGGAGACGUCCAUUGCCCCCCGGCAGCGGCCAAAGGCGGCCUCCAGUGGCGUGCUGCCCCUGCACAACUCCUCCGCCACCCCUGUCAAGAUGGGCGUCCCUGCCGCCCCCAUCAGCAACGGCCAGAAAGCUGCCGGUAAUGGCCAGCCCUCUGUGGCGCUCCCGGGCAGCAGCACGGCUCAGCCCAACCGCGUCCUUCAGCAGCUCCAGCCGGGAGACCUGCGUCUGCAGCAGCAGCUUCAAACACACCCCCAAACACACCCACUCACACAGCACACACACACACACCACCUGCCCCAGCACACACAGCAGCACACACACCUUGCCCAACACACACAGCAACACGCACACCUUGCCCAACACACACGCAUCCAGCAGCAGCAGCAGCAUGGUAUCCACCCACAGCAGCAGCAACAGCAGCAGUCGCCCACACCUCAACAGCUCCAAUACCUCCAGUACCAACAGGCCUUGCAGCAGCACAUGCUCCAGCAGCAGAUGAUGAUGCAGCCAGCAGCAGUGUACCAGCAGCAGGCUCACUACGCAGCCCUGAUGCAGCAGUAUCAGCAGGCCUUUGCCCAGCAACAACAACAACAACAACAGCAGCAGCAGCAGCAGCAUCAUCAGCAGCUGCCCUAUCUUGCCACCUCUCCGCUGGAGUUCCAGACGCCCCUGGGCUCCUAUCACCCUGCCACGCCCUCUGCCUCCACCCACACCGCUCUCUCACCUGUGGAGCCUCCAUACACUAACCCCAGUAGAAACCCAAUGGCCCAGAGUCCUGAUGUGCUGUUGUCCCCAACUACCCCGACCGUGAGCAACCCCCCCGACAUGUCCGGCUGGAACCCUUUCGGAGACGACAACUUUUCCAAGCUCACAGAGGAAGAGCUGCUGGACCGCGAGUUCGACCUGCUGAGAGCAAAGAAGCCUGUGGAGAGAACCACUAGCGUGGAGACCAGCGCUGACCGGCAGCCUCAGCAGCCACAGCCGCAGCCCCCCACCCCAUCCCAGCCCCUCCCCGAGGACCCCUUCGGCUCUGUGCCCUUCCUGGCUAGCGCAGGUUCCACUGGUGUGUGCAGCCCUGACCAGAUCAGUACGGAGCUCAGUACACCAGUAGCAGCUGUGACUCCGGUCUGUGCCCUGUUUGAAGAUCCCGUCAUUGCCACUGCUCCUCAGCCCCCACCCGCUUCCUCUUCACCUGCUUCCUCCUCUUCCUCGGCCAAGGAGCCCCGGGUGGGCAGACGCCAGGCCGCGCCAGGCCAAGCUCCCCACCACCGGCCUGACGAGUCCGACAGCGACUUUGAGUCGGACCCGCCGUCGCCUAAGAGCAGCGAGGACGAGGAGGAGGUGGAGGAGGGAGAAGGGCUGAACAGUGAGCCGGACGACGAAGCAGAGCCAGACGAGGCGGAGCCGGAGGUGCUGGGCCAGCGGCCACUGCUCAUGGACUCGGACGACGAAGAGGAGGGGGAGGAAGAGGACGACUCUGACGGAGAGCAGAGGAAGGUCAAGCCUGGCGCAUCAGGAAGAGAAGGAGAAGGCAGGUUGCCAAGAGACCAAGCGGUCAACAAGGCGACAGGCCAAGCAGCUGUAUCAGCACCAGCAGCAGGAGGUGGCGUUGCGGUUGUGGAGGGAGCACUGGUGGGAGUGGACGUGUUUGGGUUUGUCCCGUUCGUCCGCUCGCCGCCAGAGAGCGCGGUGGACGUGUUCAGCUGUGCCCCGUUCCCCCCCGCUGGUCAGGAGCCUGACGUCUUCAGCCGAGCACCGUUCAACCGGAACCUCUCCCGCCCCCCUCCACAGACCCCACCCAUGUCCCCCAGCAACAGCCACCCGUUGCAGCCCUCAGUGCUGCCCAUCGACCCCUUCGGCUUCUCCCCCUUCCAGCCCCCUGGCCAGCCCGCCAGCGGCACCAGUGAGCAACUGCAGCAGCAGCCACCAGAGGAGCUUCUAGUGCUGCAGGAGUUACAGCAGCAGCAGCAGCAGCAGCAGCAUCUCGACCAGCAGGGCGGCGUUGGCGAGCCAGACGGUGAUGGCGACGAGGAACAGCAGCGGCAGAAGCAGCAGCAGCGGAGUCUGCAGAAGCUGUCGUCGCGGCAGCGGCGCAGCAAGCAGGAGGCGGCGUCCGGAGGUGGCGGCGGCGGUUGCGGCGGGUCGCCCGGAGGGGGCAACGGGGGCAAGCGGCACCACGGCACGCCCACGGGCGGCCGCAAGGGAGGCAAGCCCAGCUUCCGCACGCCGGAGCGCACGCGUCGGCUGAGGCGGGUGGGCCGGCGCGACUCGCAGAGCAGUAACGAGUACCUAAGCGCCUCGGACUCCAAGGAGAACAUCAGCAUGACGGCCACCACCACCGCGGGGCCCGGGGACGGGGCCAAGGACAAGGGGCCGCCGUCGGAGGACCACGCGCCGCCUCCGCCGCUGGACCCGUUUGGGGCCAAGCCCUUCCACCCGCAGGGGCAGGCGGGCGACACGGCGACGGCUAACGGAAGGCCGCGGGCCGGCUCGCAGCAUGGCGGUGCUCUGGGCGAUGUCGGAGGGAACAUCAUGGACGACUUCGGGGCAGUGCCCUUCACAGAGCUGGUCAUCUGCAGCGGACAUCCCCAACAACAGCAGCAGCCGCAGCAGGUGGUGGACCUGGAUCCGUUUGGGGCCGCACCCUUCCCAUCCAAGCAGUGAUUUGAACCC
This is a messenger RNA of Alosa alosa (allis shad), 4864 nucleotides long. It is a transcript of the gene bmp2k, whose product is annotated as BMP2 inducible kinase. Gene Ontology annotation, biological process: protein phosphorylation. The transcript is spliced from 18 exons. Lineage: Eukaryota; Metazoa; Chordata; Actinopteri; Clupeiformes; Clupeidae. Bases 1133 to 4855 code for a protein of 1240 amino acids. Gene Ontology annotation, molecular function: protein kinase activity; ATP binding. The record is from RefSeq and is a predicted model, not a curated record.